CAGACCCGGAAGUGGACCGCUCCACCCCGGACCCGCUGCCCGGUCAGCGUCCCACCCGCCCAGCAAUGGGGCCGCUGCGCUGGCUGCCGCUGCUCGGCCAGCUGUUGCUGCUGUGGCCGCCGGCGACCCGGCCCGCCGGCCCCAUCCGGGCCUUCGUGGUGCCCCACAGUCACAUGGACGUAGGCUGGGUCUACACGGUCCAGGAAAGCAUGCGGGCCUAUGCAGCCAAUGUCUACACCACUGUAGUGGCAGAACUGGUCCGCGGGGAGCGGCGCCGCUUCAUCGCUGUGGAGCAGGAGUUCUUCCGGCUGUGGUGGGACGGUGUGGCCUCUGAGCUGCAGAAACAGCAGGUCCGCCAGCUCCUGGAUGAAGGACGCCUGGAGUUUGUUCUUGGAGGCCAGGUCAUGCAUGAUGAGGCCGUGACCCACCUGGAUGACCAGCUCUUACAGCUCACAGAAGGACAUGGCUUUCUCUAUGAAACGUUUGGAAUCCGGCCACAGUUCUCCUGGCAUGUGGACCCCUUUGGUGCAUCAGCAACGACCCCUACCCUGUUUGCCCUGGCAGGCUUCAAUGCCCAUCUCAUCUCUCGGAUUGACUACAACCUCAAGGAUGCCAUGCAGGAAGCUCAGGGGCUGCAGUUCGUGUGGCAUGGGUCUCCAUCCCUGCCGGAGCAGCAGGAAAUCUUCACUCAUGUCAUGGACCAUUAUAGCUACUGUACCCCCUCACACAUCCCCUUCUCUAACAGGUCUGGAUUUUACUGGAAUGGUAUAGCCGUCUUCCCAGAGCCACCCCCAGAUGGUGUGUAUCCUAACAUGAGCGAGCCUGUCACCGUAGCCAACAUCCAUCUCUACGCCGAGACUCUGGUGGCCAACAUUAAACAGAGGGCUGCGUGGUUCCGGACUCCGCAUGUCCUCUGGCCCUGGGGAUGUGACAAGCAGUUCUUCAAUGCCUCAGUGCAGUUUGACAACAUGGACCCUCUGCUGGAGUACAUCAAUAACCGCACGGCCCAGUUUGGCAUCUCAGUGCAGUAUGCCACACUGAAUGACUACUUCCAAGCCCUGCAUGCCUCCAAUGUGACCUGGGGCACCCGAGACCACCAUGACUUCCUUCCCUAUUCUUCAGAGCCAUGGCAGACCUGGACCGGCUUCUACACAUCCCGGAGCACCCUCAAGGGUCUAGCGAGACAAGCCAGUGCCUUGCUUCAUGCUGGGGAGUCCAUGUUUACACGCUAUAUGUGGCCAGCCCCCCGUGGGACUCUGGACCCUACCUGGGCCCUGCAGCAGCUCCAACAGCUUCGCUGGGCUGUGUCUGAGGUCCAGCACCAUGAUGCCAUCACAGGCACUGAGUCCCCCAAAGUGAAAGACAUGUACACGGAGCAUCUCAGGACGGGGAUGCUGGGCAUACACAAGCUGAUGGCCUCCAUUGCCCUGGACAGGCCCCCAGUGUCUGGCACAGACACAAGGCCUGUGGGAUACUCUGCUUCUGUGUACAACCCACUGGCCUGGAAGAUCACCACCAUUGUCACCCUGACUGUCGCUUACCCCAAUGUCAGCGUCACCGAUGAGUUGGGCCACCCAGUGUCAGCACAGAUUCAGAACUCUACAAAGGACCCUUCUGCGUACGACCUGCUCAUCCUGACCACCAUCCCAGGCCUCAGCUACCGGCACUAUCAAGUCAGGCGCGCCCGAGGGGACCAGGCAGGCACCAGGGAGCUGGUCGCCCCCAGGGCCAGCACCCUCAAGUUUAGUCUCAAACUGAGGAAGCAGACCAGCCAGGAAGGCAAGCGCCUGGUCCCUGUGACGAAUGACUGCUAUACUCUGCUGUUCAACCAGGACACCAACAUGUUACAUAGCAUUCAGGAUAGACAGAGCAACCACACGGUGCACAUGACCCAAGAGUUCCUGGAGUACCAUGCCAACGGGGACGUGAAGCAGGGCCCCAUUUCUGACAACUACCUUUUUGCACCCAACGAUACUGCUGAGCCUUCCUGGGAAGCAGUGGGGAUGGAGAUAGUAGCAGGUACCCUGGCAACGGACAUAAAGCAGUAUUUCUACAGGUACAUAACAGACCAGGAUUACAUCUAUUCGAUCCACACUCGGCUGGCCCACGUGCAUCCAAGCCUUGGUGGGGAACUGCUCUGCCAACGGAUAGAACAGCAGUACCGAGUGGGCCCCCUGGACCUAAACCAGGAGGCCAUCCUGAGGACCAGCAGUGACUUAAACAGCCAGCAAGUCAUCUACUCUGACAACAAUGGCUACCAGAUGCAGCAGAGGCCCUACAAAGCUUUCAAGAGCAAUCCCAUCCCUCGGAAUUACUACCCCAUGGUCCAGUCAGCCUUCAUCGAGGAUGACAAGAGCAAGCUUGUGCUGCUGGCAGAGCGAGCGCAUGGUGUCUCCAGCCAACAGAAUGGGCAGGUAGAGGUGAUGCUCCAUCGGCGGCUGUGGAACAACCUGGCCUGGGACCUGAUGUACAACCUCACGCUGAAUGACACCUCCGUUGUCCACCCGGUGCUCUGGCUCCUGCUGGGGCCUAAAUCCACCACGACUGCCCUGCACCCGAGGAGUGGGGUGGCCCUGCAGCACAGGCCCGUCGUGUUGUUAAAAGAGCUAGCCGACGAAGAGACGCCCGUUCACAGACCCCAUAAUCCCUGGCCUGUGACAUUGCCCCCAAACCUGCACCUGCAGAUCCUCAGCAUACCUGGCUGGACGUACAGCAGGAACCACGCCCAGCACCUGAAGAACCUUCAGAGAGGCCACCCAGAGAAGCCACAACCCAACCUGCAACGUGUGCUGCUGCGCCUGCGCCACCUGUAUGAGGCAGGGGAGGACCCAGUACUGUCUCAGCCUGCCACAGUGGAUCUCAAGGUUGCACUUCGAGGACUGGGGUCUAUAGUGGCCGUGGAGGAACGCUCACUCACAGGGACCUGGGAUGUGCAGAUGCUGCAGCGCUGGCACUGGAGGACAAAGACUGGCCACCUAAAAGGUCACCCGGCCUCUUCACCAAGACCACCAGGAGGCUCCAUCAUUACUGUGUACCCCAAGGAAAUCCGGACCUUCUUCAUUCACUUCCAGCAGUGACAUCAAUGCAUUUGGCCCCAGGGACAUGGAACUGGAACCCACCCACCCCUACUCAUCCCCCCAAAAAAACAACAAUGAAGACCCAGACAGACCCAGAGGGAGGAGCAAGCUGCUCAUUGGACAGCUAUGUGGCAGAAAAUGGCCGUGUGGGGAGAGGAAUAGCUCUUUUUUUUUUUUUUUAAAUAAAAAAUUAAGGACUGGG
This is a messenger RNA of Mastomys coucha (southern multimammate mouse), 3279 nucleotides long. RefSeq names its product mannosidase alpha class 2B member 2 (gene Man2b2). The record is from RefSeq and is a predicted model, not a curated record. Lineage: Eukaryota; Metazoa; Chordata; Mammalia; Rodentia; Muridae. The transcript has 19 exons. The coding region runs from base 66 to 3077 and encodes 1003 amino acids. Gene Ontology annotation, molecular function: alpha-mannosidase activity; carbohydrate binding. Gene Ontology annotation, biological process: mannose metabolic process. Gene Ontology annotation, cellular component: lysosome.